AUGUUUCAACCGUUGGAGAACGUUAUUUUGGCCAAACUUAUUCCGGCUUUAAAGGGCAGAGGACCUUGUUCCAGCGUAGAAAGAACAAUACUCUCUUUGCCAACGCGCCAUGGUGGGCUCAACCUUGAUAAUCCUGUUGAAGUCGCGAAUAGUCAUUAUAACGCAUCAUUAAAGAUUACUGAACCUCUGAAGAAGAUGAUCGUUAGCCAAACGACAACUUAUAAGAAAAUUUAUCUACACGAUAUAAAAGCCGUUCUGCGAAAGCAAAAGAACCAGUACCACCAACAACUAGCCACGGAGGUCAGAGAAAGCUUCUCUCCAAUAAAGCAACGGACUUUGGAUUUGUUGGAGCUGAAAGGUUCAUAA
Molecule: messenger RNA, 366 nt
Organism: Paramuricea clavata
Lineage: Eukaryota; Metazoa; Cnidaria; Anthozoa; Malacalcyonacea; Plexauridae
Source: the annotation of a GenBank genome assembly